Messenger RNA from Cylicostephanus goldi, 426 nucleotides. The record is from the annotation of a GenBank genome assembly. Lineage: Eukaryota; Metazoa; Nematoda; Chromadorea; Rhabditida; Strongylidae.
AUGAAUGUCUUCGGCUUGACGUUUGCAGCACUAUGCAAGAGAGAAGCUCUUUGUGGAACAAAACCCAGUGCUACAACGUCCACAAAACACAAACGUGCAGAUCUGCAAGGACUGAGAGGAAUAGCCAUCUUAUUUGUACUUGUGAUGCAUUUGAAACCAAAUUCAUAUCGCCUUGGAUUCGUGGGAGUGGACAUUUUCUUUGUCCUUUCCGGAUUUCUGAUGGCCAAGAUUCUCCUUGAGAGAAAGCUUACGUUGUGGACUGUUUGGUCUUUCUACAACCGCAGAUUCAAAAGGAUUGUUCCUCUGUACAUGUUAUUCGUCGUUUCCGUCUACAUUUGUAAGUUGAAAAUGCUUCUCGACUAUCUAGCAACAAUUCCGUCGUUGCCUACAAAACAUCUCUCUCAAUUUACGUUUGUUGACUGUUGA